Molecule: messenger RNA, 663 nt
Organism: Stegastes partitus (bicolor damselfish)
Lineage: Eukaryota; Metazoa; Chordata; Actinopteri; Pomacentridae
Product: putative defense protein Hdd11
Exons: 7
Coding region: 1-663 (220 amino acids)
Cellular component (GO): membrane
Source: RefSeq, a predicted model, not a curated record
AUGGAGCUGCUGUUGUCUGGUUUGUUCCUGCUUCAAGUGCUCUGUUUUGUCUCUGGCUAUCCAUCCGGUGCUCCCACCGGUGCCUGCGAGGAUAUGAUACCUCGCCACACUGGGAUUUUACCUCAACCUUCUCCAGCACCCUACACGCUUCUCACCAACACCAAGACGUUUGAGCCGGGUAAACCCAUCACAGUGACGAUCAGCGGACCAGAGUACAGAGGUGUUCUUCUGGAGGCUCGGACAGACGGCAGCACCAACGCUCUGGGCAGCUGGCUGAGUCCUCCUCCAGACACUAAGUUCCUCGAGUGUUCAGGAAAUCCACAAGGUGCAGUGACUCAUUCCAACACCAACGUGAAGAGCAGCAACACUGUGUACAGCUGGAUGCCGCCCAACUCUACGAGCCCUGUCCACUUCAUGGCCACAGUAGCUCAGCAGCGCGCCGUCUUCUGGGUUAAUGUGAGGUCCAGCACUCUGAGCAGAGGGAAACCAGCUGGUCUCGGUCUGGCUACAGGUGCAAGUGCUGGAAUAUCUAAAGAAGAUCCAACUGAAUGUGAUCAGGUCGUGCUCUAUGUAUGCCACACCACCGGUGUCUUUUUCCAUCAAGGCAAGGUCAUUCGUCCAUAUGAUGGGGAGGCUACAUAUGCUGUAGCUGUGAAGAUCUGA